GCUCCGGCCGCGGCCCCUUCCUCCUGCAGCGGGUGCCGUGGGGCCGCGGGGCCGCGCGUCACCGUCUCUAUGGCCGGGGCUCGGAGCGCAAAGAGAACAGACCUCAGAACCAGGACAAGCUCUGCUGUGGGGGCCAGGUGACCUCAACAGUCACCUCCAGCCCAAUCGAUGACCCAGCUCCCGCCCAGCAUGGAGCCUGGACUGGAUGCCACGCAACUGUGUGGGACUCAUCCCAUGCUCUGAUCGCUUUCCUGGAAUCCCAUGGCCACACUAACCUAUGAGUCCUUGUCCCCCAAGUUCCAGGACCCUCCCUGGCCUCAUGUCCCUUGACUUCCUGAGUAACCUCCCUGGACCUUGACCCCUGUGACUCUUUUCCCGUCUGUCCCCUUCCACUGGCUCCCCGUGGGAUUCCUGUGGGUCUGGGCCUCCGCAGGAAGAUGUGGCGGAGGCUCUGGCCCUUCUUUCUGAGCUUCCUCACGGCCACUGCAGUUCCCGGGCCCUCACUGCGGAGAACUUCCAGGGACCUCGAUGUUACCCCACGCAUGACUCUCUCCUAUGAAGAGAUCUCCGGAAUUCCAAGUUUCAAGGGCCCAGCCCGAAACUACUCGACUCUACUGCUGGAGGAGGGCCCCGCGCGGCUGCUGGUGGGAGCCCGAGGGGCCCUGUUCUCUCUCAACGCCCAGAACAUCGGAGAUGGGGCGCACAAAGAGAUCCUCUGGGAGGUCUCCGCAGAGAAGCAAAGCCAAUGUCAUCUCAAAGGGAAAAACAACCAGACCGAGUGCUUCAACCAUGUGCGUUUCCUUCAGCGGUUCAAUGAUACCCACCUCUAUGUAUGCGGGACUCAUGCCUUCCAGCCCUUCUGUGCCGUCAUUGAUGCAGAAGACUUCACCAUGCCAACCCACUUUGAGGAGGGAAGGGAGAUGUGUCCUUAUGACCCAGCCCAUGGCUUCACCGGCCUCCUCAUCGAUGGAAGCUUCUACACAGCCACCCGUUAUGAAUUCCGGAGCAUCCCUGACAUUCGCCGAAGCCACCACCCAUACACCCUGAAAACGGAGGAGGCGCCGAUACACUGGCUCAAUGAUGCUGAGUUUGUGUUCUCCGUCCUGGUCCCGGAGAGCAAAACCAGUGCGGUGGGUGACGAUGACAAGGUUUACUACUUCUUCAUGGAGCGUGCUAUGGAUGAAGGCUAUGUCAACUUUCCUCAGAGUCGCAGCAACCAACGCGUAAACCGUGUGGCCCGGGUGGCCCGCGUGUGCAAGGGAGACCUGGGAGGGAAGAAGAUUCUGCAGAAGAAGUGGACCACCUUCUUGAAGGCGCGCCUCAUCUGCCACAUUCCACAGUAUGAGACGCUGCGCAGUGUCUGCAGCCUGGAUGCUGAUACUGCAGCCGGCACACGCUUCUAUGCAGCCUUCACGCUAGUCACGCAGUGGAAGACCCUGGAGGCCUCAGUGAUUUGCCGCUACGACCUGGCUGACCUGCAGGCUGUUUUCACAGGCCCCUACCUGGAGUACCAGGAUCGUGCUCGGCGCUGGGGCCUCUAUGAGGGCGCAGUGCCAGAGCCCCGGCCUGGCUCGUGCAUCACAGAUUCCCUGCGCAGCCAAGGCUACAAUUCAUCACAUGAUUUGCCGACCACGGUCCUGGACUUUGUCAGGCUGCACCCAGUGAUGGCGCGGCCGGUGCCGCCCACACGCGGACGGCCCCUCCUGCUCAAGCGCAAUGUGCGUUACACACACCUCACAGGGACACCUGUCACCACGCCGGCAGGACCCACCUAUGACCUGCUCUUCCUAAGCACAGCUGACGGCUGGAUCCACAAGGCCGUGGUUCUGGGCUCUGGGGUGCACAUUAUUGAAGAGACACAAGUCUUCAAGGAGGCCCAGUCGGUGGAGAAUCUGGCUGUCUCUCCAAUGCAGCACAGCCUCUACGUUGGGGGUUCUAGUGAAGUCGUGCAGCUACCGUUAUCCUUCUGUUCCCGCUACCACUCCUGCUACGACUGCAUUCUGGCCCGGGACCCCUACUGUGGCUGGGACCCCAAUGCCCAUGCCUGCAGAGCUACCACCGGACCCAAUAAGACCCUAACUGACAGGUCAGAACUGAUACAGGACAUAGAGCGAGGAAACCGAGGCUGUGACGGCCACACAGACACAGAGCUGCCACCACCACUGAAGCUCCGCUCUGUGCUCCGAGGUGAUGACGUCCUCCUGCCCUGUGACCAACCGUCCAACUUGGCCCGGGCCUUGUGGCUGCUCAAUGGGACUGUGGUCAUGAGAGAUGGGCAGAACGGCUACCGUGUGGGAGUGGACGGGCUGCUGGUGAUCGGCACGCAGGCCCAGCACAGUGGCAACUACAGCUGCUAUGCUGAGGAAAACAGCCUCCGCACCCUGCUGGCCUCCUACAGUCUCUCAGUGCGGCAGGACACUCCUACCCCAGUUCCACAAACGGCUCCACACUCCAGUGGGAGAUCGCUCUAUGUAAUGACCAUUGCUGUGCUCGGUGGCCUCUGCCUUAUCCUGACCGCCUGCCUCCUCUAUAUGGCCUAUCUGCAGGAAAACAGAGGAGGUAAUCGACGAAAAUACUCCCUGGGUCAAGCACGCCGGGCAGGGGGCUCGGCUGUGCAGCUGCAGACGGUCUCAGGCCAGUGUCCAGGAGAGGAAGAUGAGGGUGACGACGGGGAGGGGACUGGGGGCGUGGAAGGCAACUGCCUCCAGGUCAUUCCUGGGGAGGGAGCCCCAGCGCCGCCGCCCCCGCCCCCGCCCCCACCACCCACUGAGCUGACUAAUGGGCUGGUGGCGCUGCCCAGCCGGCUGCGCAGAAUGAAUGGCAACAGCUACAUGCUGCUGAGGCAAAGCAACAACGGAGUGCCAGCGGGGCCCUGCUCCUUUGCUGAGGAACUCAGCCGCAUCCUGGAAAAGAGGAAGCACACACAGCUCGUAGAGAACCUGGACGAGAGCUCUGUCUGAGCGCAACCUCCCGGGACAAAAAAAAAAAAAAAAAAAGAUCAACCAACCAACCCUCUUCCAAGUCAGCCUACCUGCCCCAGGCUGGGCUGCCUACCCAGCAGUCAUCCCCCGCCCCUUCUCCUGCCCCACUCCAAGCCCUUCCCCCGAAUUUCUUGAUGUUCCUGUAGGGCUAGACCAACGGAUCCAGAAAGAGUCUGCACCCACCCUUACUUCUCAGUCUUCACGUUCUACGUGAACAGCCCAGGCCAAACGGUGCUCCUAGAGGUAGGUGCUCCCUCAGACUCUGCUGCUCUGCAGCGCCUGCCCCAGUUCCUAGUCCUCUGGCCUGAGCACUUGGGAGGAGAGAACCCCACUAUCUUGCCCCUUUUUUCCUACUCAUCCUUCCUCUCUCCCUAUGCAGGGCUCUGCAGGUCCAGACAGCCUCAAUGUCACCACUCUCUGUCUGUAUGGCCCAAUGUACUGGAUGGUCCCCAAACCACAAAGACCUCUGCCAGCUACCUGAGCCCUACGUACAUCCCCCUUUAUAUGUCUAUCAGCCGGGCUGCAGGCCCCCCCAGGCCCCCCAUUCUUAUGUUUCAUUCUUUCUCCUGGACUUUGGGUACCCUAUUGCCACAUCCCAUCCUAUCUAGUCCUUUAGACCCAGCCCACGUGGUGACCUCUUUGGCAGAGAGCCGCUUAGGAACAGGCCAGUGGAGGGAGGUCAGACAGCAUCAUCCCCCUCUUCCUCCCUUUAUAUGCAGCCCUCGUGAGUCAGCCUCCCCCAAGCCCCUCAGUAACCCGAGUAGCAAGACGAGCCCCCGGCAUGCCCCUCCCUCACAGGCGUGCACACAUUUCCUCUCACAAGCACCUUCUGAGCCUUGUGUCUGUCAGGUUUGGUCUGUGGACAUUUCAGAGGGAGAGCCUUCUCCCAUUUAGCGGUCCUCGCUGACACUCGAGGAUGGGCGACCAACUCUGCACUCAAUGAGCCAGCCUCCCUUUUGGGAACCAAGCAUUUGCUACCCCUAACCAGAGCAGAGGGAGGAGAGAUCUGACGUCUACCUGGCACAUGAAGCCCGUUCUUGGAACUAUGCAAAGGGCAGAGGCUGGGAGUUUGGAUGCUUUGGCUCCCACCCCUGUCCUACCUCACCGGGGCACUUUCAGGGUCCAGGGGCCUCUGAAGUCUCCAGGCCCAUGAGGGACAAUCAAAUCCUGACUGAGCCUCCCAUUUCCCUUGGGUGAGGAUGACUGUUAUUUUUGUAGCUGAGGACGUGGCAUCCCACGGAUUUUUACUACCCUUCACCCCUUUUCUCCCCUACAAUGAAUGUAUUUAUUGUGAAAAAAACUACCCUUAGAAACACCCCCCACUCACCAGCCAGGUGGGCCGAACAGGCUCCUGCCAGCCUGGGGAGCCUGGGUUCUGCUCCUCCCAACCUUCCUCCUAACCCGUUGGUUAAUAAAAACCCUUUUUCCCCACA
Sorex fumeus (smoky shrew) is the source of this 4414-nucleotide messenger RNA. It is a transcript of the gene SEMA4G, whose product is annotated as semaphorin 4G. NCBI's taxonomy places the organism in Eukaryota, Metazoa, Chordata, Mammalia, Eulipotyphla, Soricidae. Bases 438 to 2960 code for a protein of 840 amino acids. The transcript has 15 exons. Gene Ontology annotation, molecular function: semaphorin receptor binding; chemorepellent activity. Gene Ontology annotation, biological process: negative regulation of axon extension involved in axon guidance; neural crest cell migration; negative chemotaxis. The record is from RefSeq and is a predicted model, not a curated record.